Molecule: messenger RNA, 1792 nt
Organism: Camelus dromedarius (Arabian camel)
Lineage: Eukaryota; Metazoa; Chordata; Mammalia; Artiodactyla; Camelidae
Gene: CD247
Product: CD247 molecule
Exons: 9
Coding region: 16-678 (220 amino acids)
Biological process (GO): T cell receptor signaling pathway
Cellular component (GO): membrane; alpha-beta T cell receptor complex
Molecular function (GO): transmembrane signaling receptor activity
Source: RefSeq, a predicted model, not a curated record
GAAGAGCUGUCCUUCAUGAUUCUGGUGACUCGGGUUGUGGUCCGGCACACGUCGGCUUUGGGUGUGGUUCGAGAGGCGAGCUCGGACCCCGGAGCGCACAGGGUGGGCGGUGACAGCCUGGGCAGGACCCGUCCCUAUCAGACCCGGGUGGCCGGGGCCGAAGGAGCCGGAAGGAGUUACCCUCAGUCGCCUGGGGCCAGCAGGACGGUUCUCAGAGGGCGGAUGAAGGCUGCAGCGGCACAGACCUUCGGCCUGCUCGAUCCCAAACUCUGCUACCUGUUGGAUGGGAUCCUCUUCAUCUAUGGCGUCGUUAUCACUGCUCUGUUCCUGAGAGCGAAGUUCAGCGGGAGCGCGGACGUCGCCGCCUACCAGCAGGGCCAGAACCAGGUCUACAACGAGCUCAAUCUGGGACGAAGGGAGGAGUAUGCCGUUUUGGAUAAGAGAGGGGGCCUGGACCCUGAAAUGGGAGGGAAACCGCAGAGGAGGAAGAACCCCCAGGACAUCGUGUACAAUGAGCUGCGAAAAGACAAGAUGGCGGAGGCCUACAGCGAGAUCGGGAUGAAAAGCGAGAACCAGCGGCGAAGAGGCAAGGGGCAGGACGGCCUUUACCAGGGGCUCAGUGCGGCCACCAAAGACACCUAUGAUGCUCUCCACAUGCAGACCCUGCACCCUCGCUAACAGCUCAGGCCAGACCUGCAGACGCCCGGAUUGUUCAAGCCACAGGAUAAAGCAUUUACAACCCAGUUCACCCAUACUUCUCCACCAAAGUAUUCCUCUUUAUAAAUGGGAGGCUUCAAGUUGUAACAUUUGGUCAUACCCAAUCCCAAACUGUCACACAGAAUUUCAUCCCUGGACACCAGGAGGGAGGGAGUCCACCAGGCCCUGUCUUGGAGGAGGCCACUGUGAGCACAGCAUGUUCUGGGGUCUGGUUUCCUGGAGACCAUGGGCAGGCCCCGCUCCCAGCGGCUCCGGGCUCUUACCUGGAAGACGGGUUCCCUCCUUCUCAUACCCAGUCCAGCUAGGCUGUGUUUUGUAAAGUCCCCAGAGUAACCCCAGAUGUCAGCGAAUGUCCUAAUGGUCUGUAUUGCUCUGUCAGUAUUUGAGUGGCUUCGCUCCUGCUGUAAAUUUGGCUUCUGUUGUCAGCCAGGGUAACUGAUGGUUGGGCCAGGGAGGCUGUAGUGCCUUCCUGUGGAGGGUGAAGGGUCAGGGCAGAGGGGAAGGUGGGCGUGUGUAGCAGCCGGAGGUGACUGAAGUGAGGAGGCAGUGGGGGGUGAGGGAUGGGAGCAGAAGAGCCAGAGGCCUUGGGGUGGGGUGGGAAGGGGCCCUCCUUCAAGCAAGCAUAUAUUCCCCCUUGGAGAACUUGUGUGCAGGCCCUGUGGGGACCGAAACAAGCCCAUUCUUGCCCUCCGGGAGCCCACAUUCUCCCAGGGAAGCCAGCUACGGGGAGACAUGUGAAAGAACACAGCGGUGUCAUCAGAGUAUGAACACAGCGGGGGCGCGAGAAAAGCAAGACCACAUUCUUUCCAGGUACUUGCUCAGCUCACCGAGUGAAGGACAAACCUGUCAAGGGAAAGGCCUCGCAGGAAGACUCGGUACCACUCAGACCUAGAAGGAUCCCCGAAGACAGUGGCAGGGCGGGAAAAACCUCAGCUGACUUCCUGGGACAGUGCUGUGUAACAGAAGGGCACGUGGCCAUGGAUGGAGAACCCUCUCUGCCUGGCUCGGUUUUAAUUUAUACGUGUUUGCUAGCGCCUUACUCUUCUGCGUAAUAAAUGCUUCAGUGAAAAUGCCA